AAAACUCUUUCUGAGUUUAUUCUCCGUUUUUCGGAGUAAUUUCUUAUCUCGAUUUCGUGGUCAUUUCCCUUUUUCUACAUUAUCCACAUACUCUCGCGACAACCUGCCUCCUGCCUGCACAUACAUGCAGAUCUGAAUCGGCGUUCCUUCAACCGCAAUGUCCUGAGGCGCCUGCGUAAAGUCCACAAACUAAUGCUAAUACCAUCUAUGUGACUCAAAGACAGGACUAUCUCCUAGUGUCUUAAACCCAGAUCAUAUUAAAACUUGAUUAAACUAAAGAAACCGUCCAUGUUGUUACCAUAAAAUCAAGCCCUCGAUAAAGGAAUGAAUGCGUUUACUGUUUCAAAAAAGAAAAUUCAACUGAAUGCAAUGCACUUCCGUACAUGUUACUUUAGAUGCAUGAAUUCAAAACAAAAACAAGGAACAAAUAAGUCUGAUGCUGAAAGAUAAUUGAGUGUGAGUAGUAUGGGGAAGUGAAAAGAAAACGCCUUGUACAUAAACUUAUUCUGUGAUAAUCAUGGAUGGCAGAGCUGGUUUUGAUGCUUCUAACAAUAAGAGAAACCUCUACACAGUGGUUGUUGUGACCCUCGGACUCCUGUGUAUCCUACAAGCUGUUCUCAACAUUUCCCUGCGUCUUGCUUUCGACGGAGACGAGUCCAAGAGGAAGCUGAAUACAAUCGAUGAUUACACCCACCAAGGAUGGUUGUAUUUCAAUCAGAGUGUCUAUUACAUUUCUUCUGUUGAAAAUUCCUGGCAAGACAGUAGAGAUGACUGUCUGCAGAGAGGUGCAGAUCUGAUUAUUGUCAACAGCAAAGAGGAACAUGAAUUCACCAGGCUAUUCAGACAGUCCUCCUGGAUUGGACUGACUGACACAGAGACAGAAGGAACAUGGAAAUGGGUGGAUGGAACUUUGCUGAGACAAAGCUUCUGGUUUGCUGGGGAGCCCAACAGCUAUCAAGGAAAAAAUGAAGACUGUGGACACACUAAGUUCUUUGCACAUGAAAACAGCUGGAAUGAUGUAGAAUGUGCCAAGAAUAAUUUUUGGAUUUGUGAAAAGACGAUGGCUUCAUUUCUGCUACUUGUUACUGUAGCAGUUAUAGAGUCUGAGAUAAUCAUGGAUGACAGAGCUGGUUUUGAUGCUUCGAACAAUAAGAGAAACCUCUACACAGUGGUUGGUGUGACCCUCGGACUCCUGUGUAUCCUACAAGCUGUUCUCAACAUUUCCCUGCGUCUUGCUUUCUACGGAGACGAGUCCAAGAGGAAGCUGAAUACAAUUGGUAAAGUUGAACUCUAUGAAAGUAACAACAACGUAAAAAAUUUACAAACAUUUGUUUCCAUUUUCUCAUUAUUAACAGAUGAUUACACCCACCAAGGAUGGUUGUAUUUCAAUCAGAGUGUCUAUUACAUUUCUUCUGUUGAAAAUUCCUGGCAAGACAGUAGAGAUGACUGUCUGCAGAGAGGUGCAGAUCUGAUUAUUGUCAACAGCAAAGAGGAACAUGAAUUCACCAGGCUAUUCAGACAGUCCUUCUGGAUUGGACUGUCUGACACAGAGACAGAAGGAACGUGGAAAUGGGUGGAUGGAACUUUGCUGAGACAAAGCUUCUGGUUUGCUGGGGAACCCAACAGCUAUCAAGGAAAAAAUGAAGACUGUGGAGACACUAAGUUCUUUGUAUUUGAAAACAGCUGGAAUGAUGAAGAAUGUGACUGGAAACAUUUUUGGAUUUGUGAAAAGAUGAUGGCUUCAUAACUCUGCAUCUAAACCCACUGGACUGAUAGCAGAGACAAUGGUUCGUUGAAAUGCAUAGACACAGAGACAGAAUCUGAUGUGUCUUUUCAUGUCAGAAAUGUAUGUUAACAUAAUACAGGUUUAAAGAAUUAAAAACCAUCAUGAUUGAAUUCCCAUUAUCUGCAUUUAGGGUUCUGUUACAUAUGCUGACUUUGGUUUUUAAACAGUAAUAAAUGUACACUGUAUAAACAAUGUUAAGUAUGGCUUUGAUUUUCUCACAGUGUCAAUAAAGCCUACAAUGUGGAGUUGUGUUUACCACAGCGAUGAA
This is a messenger RNA of Solea senegalensis (Senegalese sole), 2054 nucleotides long. RefSeq names its product asialoglycoprotein receptor 2-like. Bases 518 to 1747 code for a protein of 409 amino acids. NCBI's taxonomy places the organism in Eukaryota, Metazoa, Chordata, Actinopteri, Pleuronectiformes, Soleidae. The transcript has 11 exons. The record is from RefSeq and is a predicted model, not a curated record.